UGGCACGUCAGCAAUGAUUUGUGAUAUGUGACAAAAUAUAGAAAACGUCUGGUUACAAAUUUAUAUAUCAAUUUAUUUACUUAUAUAUCUACUGAACUUUCUAAAAUUCGGCGUCUGCGCUACAAACUACACUUGUGAAGUGAAGUGAACUGAAAUGUUUAUAUUAUCCUUGGUAAUAUAUUUAUGAUCAGCAGGAAUAUUUGGAAUCUAUACUCGACAUGGCUGCAUCACACAUUUUAAGUGCCGUGGAGCCAACAGUUGGUGGUGGAGGAUCACGGAGCGGUCGAGAACGAGAAGUGAAUGUCGCUUUGGACGACCGUGAGCUAUGGAUUCGCUUCCAGACUCUUACAAAUGAGAUGAUAGUCACUAAAAAUGGACGACGAAUGUUUCCCGUAGUUAAAGUAACAGCCAGUGGGCUGGACCCGACGGCGAUGUAUACCGUUCUACUUGAAUUUGUUCAAGUUGAUAGCCAUCGGUGGAAAUAUGUUAAUGGAGAAUGGGUUCCCGGCGGCAAGGCAGAAGUUCCUCCAUCUAACGCGAUAUACAUUCACCCGGAGAGUCCUAACUUUGGAGCGCAUUGGAUGAAGGAGCCAAUAUCUUUUGCUAAAGUCAAACUUACGAAUAAAACAAACGGCAAUGGACAGAUAAUGUUAAAUUCGCUACACAAGUACGAACCACGAGUACACCUAGUAAAAGUUGGUACUGAUUUACGACGGAUAAUGACGUACCCAUUUCCUGAAACCCAGUUCAUUGCUGUAACAGCAUAUCAAAAUGAAGAAGUGACGUCACUGAAGAUCAAAUAUAACCCUUUCGCUAAGGCAUUCCUAGAUGCUAAGGAAAGACCAGAAGGCUAUUAUCAAAGAGAUUUUGUUGGGACACAUUACCCGCAACAGAGUUCUUCUCCACACCAGUAUCCGCAAUUUGGUGGCUGGUUCGUCACUUCGCAACCAUUGUACGGUAGUAGUAACUCUGCAUCAAGAAGACCAGCACCUUAUCCUCCACGACCUCCAUCACGGCCGCGAACAUUGUCACCACCGUCUACCUACUCAACCACGGAAAGGUCAACAGCGCCGGCCACAAACAGCAGUGGCAGUUACACAUGGGCUGGAAGUAGCAGCUAUUGGAGUUCCCAAGGGAACAGUCCACCGCAACCAAACAAUACUUCACCUGUUCCGUAUAGAACGCCACCACAUGCGUAUCCUGCGCCCUUAGAGUAUACAUCAGCUCCUCCUACAAGUUCUUCAGCGCCAACAUCCACUGCUCCUCUCUACCCAUUGCAGUACGAUGCUCCCGCCCAACAUCAUUCACCGUAUUACCAGCAUGCUUAUACACCUUACGCUCAUCAUGCGAUUGAGGAUAUUUCUUAUUGGCCCAAUAGCUUAAACAGCUACGGUUAUCAGCCAUCAGAAUAUGUCGGUACUGGUGAAGUUUCCUAUUCUACUGAAGGCAUGUCCUUUGCUAAUUCCGGAGCACCGCUUGAGGCCAACACAGCCAGUCAAGACGAACGUGCCACACCUCAAAGCUCUGAGCACCAGUCCGGUGACAGAGAAUACAAAUACAACGCUGACGAAGAACGACACUCUCCAUGUGAAGAUGCGACUCUGCCCUCGCGUUCGCCACCACAGUGACGGAAUAGUUAAUUCAAAAUAGUUUUAUAAAUAAAUUAUAUAAUACCUACUUGAUAAUUGUAAAAUGUAUGUUUCAUUUAAAAUUUAAAUUAUAAUUAUUAGGUAUUCAUAAUGCUUCUAGACAAAUUUAUUGAUUGAGUGAAGAAAAUUUGAAAGAAAGUUGGGUAGGUUUAUAUUGUUGUACAAAAAGAUCAUGCAUUGAUUAUAAUUCUAAUAAAUAUUUAAAUAGAAAAUGAUGAUAUUACUCAAUUCAUUCUAAUAAAACUAACAAGCACAAAGUUUUUCAUCGAAACGCAUUCCUAUUGGUACGGGAGCUACCAACGUUUUAAAAAAAGUCAUUUUAGUAUAGUUGUGUUUUUGAUAUGCUGUUUCUCUUGCUAUUUCGGUUAGAGUCCGGGCUGUCUGGCUGGCGG
Messenger RNA from Colias croceus (clouded yellow), 2041 nucleotides. RefSeq names its product T-related protein (gene byn). The transcript is spliced from 8 exons. Lineage: Eukaryota; Metazoa; Arthropoda; Insecta; Lepidoptera; Pieridae. Gene Ontology annotation, molecular function: DNA-binding transcription factor activity, RNA polymerase II-specific; RNA polymerase II cis-regulatory region sequence-specific DNA binding. Gene Ontology annotation, biological process: mesoderm formation; cell fate specification; heart morphogenesis. Bases 219 to 1628 code for a protein of 469 amino acids. The record is from RefSeq and is a predicted model, not a curated record. Gene Ontology annotation, cellular component: nucleus.